This is a messenger RNA of Triticum aestivum (bread wheat), 798 nucleotides long. Its product is annotated as stomatin-like protein 2, mitochondrial. The annotation marks the transcript as partial. The record is from RefSeq and is a predicted model, not a curated record. Gene Ontology annotation, biological process: mitochondrion organization. Gene Ontology annotation, cellular component: mitochondrion. The transcript is spliced from 6 exons. Lineage: Eukaryota; Viridiplantae; Streptophyta; Magnoliopsida; Poales; Poaceae.
GCGCGCCGCUCCUCCGCCUUCUGCCUCCUCCGCUCCAGCCGCCCGGACCCGCCGCAGCUGCAGGGCCUAGGGUCCAGCUGCCGCUGGUACAGGGGAGCCACCGCGGCGGUCGGCCCGCUGUCGACCCCUGUGAACCUGGGCGUGAGCAUCGUGCCGGAGAGGAAGGUGUUCGUGGUGGAGCGCUUAGGCAUGUACCACAAGUCUCUCUCCUCGGGGAUUCACUUCCUCGUGCCCGGCAUCGACCGCAUCGCCUACGUCCACUCGCUCGAGGAGGAGGCCAUCCAAAUCCCGGACAACCCUGCCAUCACAAAGGAUGGCACCUUGAUCCAGAUCGGAGGAGUGCUCCAUGUCAAGAUUGCCGAUCCCUUCCUUGCUUCCUACGCCAUAGAGAACCCCAUCUAUGCAGUCACCCAUCUCGCGGAGUUUGUUGCAGGCAGUGAAAUUUGCAAGAUUACCCUUGACAAGACUUUUAAGGAAAGAGACACGCUCAACCACAACAUCAUGAAGUCAAUCAAUUACGCAUCAUGCGAGUGGGGUGUCAAAUGCCUCAAAUACAACAUACGCAUUACUCCAACAGAGGGAGCUAAGAAAGCCAUGGAGAUGCAGCUUGAAGCAGAAUCUAUGAUGGAAAGGGUGAAGAAAGCAAAGGGUGAAGGUGAAGCGAUUCUUGCCAGGUUUGAACCCGCAGUUUUGCCAGAAGACCUCGAUGAUCUGUCUCGUAAGAUGCCAUCCAUCAGUGACAUGGGCGGCGUCCUGUCAGAUGACAAGGAUCCACUGCCACACCCCAAGCAAAAGUAG